Menidia menidia (Atlantic silverside) is the source of this 11010-nucleotide messenger RNA. The record is from the annotation of a GenBank genome assembly. Lineage: Eukaryota; Metazoa; Chordata; Actinopteri; Atheriniformes; Atherinopsidae.
GGAGAUGUCCUUUAUUGUUAGGUCAAAGUCUGAGGAGGGAAUAAUAGAGAGAGGGAGCAUGUGAAACCCCAGAAACAGUUUUCAGAGUCCACAAACCAGACACCUCUCCUCCAUGGCUGGGAUGCAGAGGCUAUCAUGGCUUUUCUUUUUAAACUUGCUCCUUCUGGUGGAUCUGCAGGACAAGCCAAGGGACGAUGCACAAUUGACACAGCCUCGGAUGUUUUCAGAUAGUGGUCACCUUGUUUUCACCACCGGUGACAGUAAAGACAUCCGCUUCCAGGCCUCAGCAUCGGGCCGGGUCAAAGUUGGGGAUGAAGACCUCACCCAACUUUUGAGUCAGAUCAAAGUCAACAAAGAAGAGAUUAAUGAAAUUAAGACUCAUGGAGGUGCAAUUCCACCGGAAAUCACCAACCACCUAAAUCAGCUUGAUACCAAGGUGUCAACAAUGGAGAGCAAAUUAAAUGCUCUUGAAUUGACAGUCCAAAAGGUGUCUUGCAAUAGUAACCCCUGCCAGAAUGGAGGAACAUGUCUGAACUUACUAAACUCCUAUCACUGUGUGUGUCCCAACAACUGGACUGGCCAAAACUGUGCCACAGAUGUAAAUGAAUGUCAGCUGUAUUCAGGAACCGUGCAGGGUUGUCAGAACGGUGCAACCUGUAACAACAGUCCUGGAUCAUUCACGUGUAAUUGUUCUCCAGAAUGGUCAGGGAGUCUCUGCACCGUGCGUUAUGACGACUGCAGAAAUGCAGGGCAAGACCUGUGUGUCCGGGGUUUAUGUAUUGAUGCAGAUCGGAUUACACCUGGACAGCCCAAUUUCAAGUGCAUCUGUGAGAACGGCUGGGAGGCUCCACCUGGGAACCCAGCGUGUGUGGCAGAUGUUAAUGAGUGUAACUUAUCCACGCCACCUUGUUCCACCAACCCUCUGGUUCCCUGCCACAACACUCAGGGUUCUUUCUACUGUGGAGACUGUCCUUCAGGUUGGCAAGGCAAUGGCUACAGCUGUCAAGAUGUGGAUGAAUGCCUGACAAAUAAUGGUGGCUGUUCCACCACUCCAAUGGUGCCGUGCCUGAAUACGAUGGGUUCUUUCCACUGUGGCUCCUGUCCUCCAGGUUAUGAGGGGGAUGGGAAGACAUGCACACAAGCUGAUAUCUGCUCUUCAAACAACGGAGGCUGUUACCCCACGGCAACCUGCACCUCCAGUUUAGGUUCAAGCCUCCCUGUGUGUACCUGCCCACCUGGAUUCACGGGCAAUGGCUUUGGUCCAACUGGUUGCGCCCAGUUGAGUAACAUCUGUCAAACCAACAAUCCCUGUGUCAACGGACAGUGUGUGAGCACUAGUACAGCUCCUGGCUACAUCUGUAACUGCAAUCCUGGUUGGCAAGGAACCAAUUGUGACCAAAACAUCGACGAAUGCGCCAGCAGCCCGUGUCAAAAUGGAGGAACCUGCACUGACGGCAUUAAUGGAUUCUCGUGCACCUGCACAGCCCAGUGGACCGGCCCACUCUGUCAAACCGCACAACAAGGUCACGAUGACUAUGACCACCAGGUCAGCUGUGCAUGGGUGAUCCACACCGAGCCUCAUAAGAUUCUGCGCAUCACAUUUCCUUUUUUUCACCUGGAGAGCAGCACCAACUGCAACUUUGACUUUCUUCAGAUCCAUGAUGGGGAUAGUGCCUCCGCUCACAUGCUUGGAAAAUACUGUGGCCAAAAUAACCCCCAAGAACUUCACAGCUCAUUCAAUUCGCUAUACUUCUGGUUUCGCUCUGACCACUCUGUUAGUGCUGGGGGCUUCACAGUCGCCUGGCAGAGUCAGGAUCCAGUUUGUGGAGAGGAACUAACCGCUCCCUAUGGCAGCAUAAACUCACCUGGUUAUCCCGGAAACUACCCUCCUGGUCGGGACUGCUACUGGACCGUGACCGUGGAACCUGGCCUCCUCAUCAUGUUUGCAUUUGGGACCCUCAGUCUGGAAAAUCAUCCUGAUUGCAACUUUGACUUUCUCGAGAUCAGGGAUGGCCUUCUCCCUGAGGACCCAGUCAUCGGAAAGUACUGCAGCACUGGACUGCCCCCCCCCUUACAGACGACAGGCCCAAAUGCAUGGAUCCACUUUCACUCAGACUCCAGCGUCUCAGACAGAGGCUUCCACAUUACAUAUACAACUUCCCCAAGCGACCCUGGUUGUGGUGGUACGUUCACUGACAGUGAGGGCAUUAUCAUUUCCCCAAACUGGCCUAAUAACUAUGCCCACAACCGCCAGUGUAUCUAUUUGAUCAGGUUGCCAGCAGGUGAAAAGGUGGCCCUUAAUUUCACUGACAUGGAUCUGGAAAGCCACAGCAACUGCGCUUUUGACUUUGUAGAGGUUCGUGAUGGAAUAACAGAACAGGAUCCAUUGAUAGGAAAGUACUGUGCGAGCACCCUGCCAGCUCCCAUACUCUCAUCCUCCAACUUCUUAUGGAUUCGCUUCAAGUCUGACAGUUCAGUCAGCCGAGCUGGCUUCAGGGCAGUCUACAGUGUUGGAUGUGGCGGUACGUUAUCUGGAACAGGACAAUUGCGCUCGCCCUACCAUCCAAAUGCUUAUCCCCACAACAAGGUCUGCGAGUGGGUCAUUAACCAGCAGGAGGGUUAUGUGGUCACACUUAACUUUCUGUCCUUUGACGUCGAAGGAGGCUCCUGCCGCUAUGACUUUGUUGAGGUCAGAGACGGGUCCACAUCGAGCUCUCCUCUGCUCGGGACAUUUUGUGGUGACCAACUCCCCUCCAGGCUUCAGUCCACGCAGAAGUCUUUGUACAUCAAAUUCAGAACAGACGCUUCUGUGAGCAACAAUGGCUUUGAAGCAGCUUAUGGCUCUGCCCUGAAAGGAUGUGGGGAAACCCUGACCGGUCUCUCAGGCGUGAUCACCAGCCCCGGCCAUCCCACCAGCUACCCCCACGGUGCAAAUUGUACUUGGUUCAUCAGUGUUGUGCCAGGCCACUUGAUCCGCUUGUCAUUUGACUCGUUUAAUCUGGAGUACCAUGCCAACUGUAAUUUUGAUUACGUGGAAAUCUAUGACAAUGGCACAGUGCAGACCGGAAACAAGAUCGGCAGGUACUGUGGCCGUUCAGUGCCGCCAUCGAUCACAAGUUCGGACAGCCAACUGACCCUGCUGUUCGUGUCCGACUCAAGUUUAGCCACCGAAGGAUUCUCUGCCAGCUACAUAUCUAUCAAUGCCACCACAGACUGUGGAGAGUCCUUCAGCUCUCCUACAGGCUUCUUCAGCUCACCCAACUAUCCCGACUUCUACCCUAACACAAGAGACUGCGUCUUCAAGAUCACCGUUGAGCUCAACAUGCAGAUUAAACUGAAUUUUUCAAAUUUUGAGUUAGAGGGCUCGCCCCCUUCUUGCAACUUUGACUUUGUGGAGAUCAGGGAUGGUGGCUAUGAGACAUCCCCCUUCAUUGGCAAGUUCUGUGGAGAUCAGAGACCCCCAGUUUUGGUGUCCCAUAGCAACCGCUUGUGGGUAAGAUUCCGCUCUGAUGCCACUGUUACACGUCGUGGAUUCAUGGCCUAUUGGGAUGGAACACAGACCGGCUGUGGAGGGACACUGACAACUGCAUCUGGGAUGUUUUCCUCUCCCAACUACCCGCUGCCAUAUCAUGCCAAUGCUGAGUGUUACUGGAACAUUCAGGCCAGUCAAGGCAGCCAACUCCAGCUGUCGUUCUCUGAUUUUCACCUGGAGUCCAGCUCCUCCUGUUCUUACGACUACGUUGCUGUGUACGAUGGAAACAGCAGUAACGCUCCAGAGCUGGCAAAGCUUUGUGGCAUUCAGUUGCCUAUGACCAUCAACGCGUCCAGCAGUCAGCUGUACGUCAAACUCCGCACGGACGCCAGCGUCGCCGCUGGAGGAUUCCUCGCAUCGUAUAGUUCCAAAUGUCAGAACAUAGUCAUCUCAGGCCAACACAGAGGAGUGAUUGAGUCGCUCAACUUUCCCAACCUCUACCCUGCCAACUCCCUCUGCAGCUGGACAAUAGAGGCCACCACCGGAAACACUGUCAACUACACUUUCAAUGCCUUCCAGUUGGAGCGCACAUCAAGCGGAUGUAUCCAUGACUACAUCAAGCUCUAUGAUGGGUCCAACGAGCAAGCUCCACUGAUUGGUACAUUCUGUGGGUACAGUCCACCCCCAGCCAACAGCACCACGAGCUCAGCUCUCACCAUGACGUUCAGAACGGACUCCACCGUGUCUAUGUCUGGAUUUCAGAUGAUUUGGUACCAGAACGGUUGUGGUGGGGACCUGUCUGGUCCUAAUGGGUCCUUCAGUAGCCCUGGCUAUCCGAACAAGUAUCCUGAAAACAGAGAGUGCAUCUGGUAUAUCACUUCAGCUGCUGGCACCAGUAUAACUCUCACUAUCCAUGAGUUUGAUGUGGAGUUCCAUCAAACCUGUAACUAUGACGUGCUUGAAGUGUACGGAGGCCCUGACUUGUCAGCCCCCCGGUUGGUUCAGCUCUGCACCACCACAUCACAGCCCAUGCACGUCUCCAGCACGGGCAACCUGCUCACCGUGCGCUUCAAGUCUGAUUCCUACGUCAGCGGUCGAGGAUUCAAUGCAAGCUGGUCUGAAAACCAGGGAGGGUGUGGAGGAACUGUCUCGGCUCCUUCCGGGAGCAUCCAUUCCCCCAUGUAUCCCAACAACUAUCCAAACAAUGUGGACUGUUCCUGGGUCAUCAGCGUGGACCACCACCACCGUGUCUUUUGGAACUUCACUGACCUGGACAUUGAAAACCAUAGCAACUGCUCCUGGGAUUAUGUUGCCAUCUAUGACGGCCCGAGCUCAUCUUCUCCUCUACUUGCUCACGUUUGUGGCACCAGCGCUCCCCCUGUCACCUCCACUCAGCACAGCAUCUUUGUCCGCUUUAGGUCCGACUCCAGUCGCAGCCACCGGGGUUUCAGCGCUACCUUCUCAGAAGCAUGUGGCACGACCAUUAUAACCGACAAUAACGGGGGGGCUAUUGCAUCGCCCCGGUACCCUGCACUAUACCCACCAAAUCAGAACUGCAGCUGGAUCAUCAAAGCACUCAACCAUGUGACCCUGUCAUUCACUGACUUUGACCUGGAAAGAAUCAACUCCAAUUGCUCACACGAUGCCGUGGAGAUCCUUGAUGGAGACAACUAUCAGGCGCCUUCCAUAGGGCGCUACUGUGGCUCUGACAUACCGCAUCCAGUGACGUCUUUCAGCAACUCCAUGGUCGUCAACUUCAUCUCUGACGUAUCCGUCUCCAGAAAAGGGUUCAGAGCCACUUACACUGCCUCCACCUCCAGUUGUGGAGGAGAUCUUGUGAUGCAGAACGGGGUAUUUAACAGUCCCAACUAUCCAGAUGCUUAUCCACCGAAUAUGGAAUGUGUGUGGACCAUCAGAAGCUCGCCAGGAAAUCGUCUCCAGCUCUCUUUUAUUAUGUUUAAUCUCCAAGGUGACUCAAGUUGUCAGAACGACUAUUUGGAAAUCAGAGAAGGAAACUCCACAGGGUCCCUCGUUGGUCUCUUCUGUGGAAACAUGCUCCCCUCUAACUACACCUCUGUGAUUGGCCACAUCCUCUGGGUUAAGUUUGUCUCAGACGCAUCAGUUAGCGGAGAAGGAUUUAGAGCAACAUUUUCACAUUUGUAUGGAAUCGAUCUGAUUGGGGAUUCUGGUGAGAUCGCAUCCCCGCUGUAUCCCAGGACUUACCCCAAUAACGCCCACUACCGCUGGACCAUCAAUGUGGCUGGAGACAGCUACGUCCAGAUCUCCUUCCUGGAUAUGGACAUAGAGGACACGCAAUAUUGCAACUAUGACUAUCUGAAAAUAUUUGAUGGCCCGGAUGUUCAUAGCUACCCUAUUGGUACAUUCUGUGGCCUUGGCUUGCCUUCCCCCGUACGAAGUUGGGGAAGCACUGUCACCUUGCAGUUCCUGUCAGAUUCGGUGGUGGCAGGACGAGGCUUCCUGGUGAAAUGGAAGGCCGUGCAGGACUCUGGACCAUCACCUACCAUUACACCAGGUGCAUGUGGAGGGAUGCUGAUAACAGGAGAGACUCCCGGUUUCCUUUUUUCCCCUGGAUGGCCGGAAGAAUACCCCCCUAACCAGGAGUGUACUUGGCUGCUACGUUCCCCAGACUCAACCGUGGAGUUUAACAUCUUGUCUCUAGACAUGGACGGCUACCCAGGCUGCUACUCUGAUAGCCUGGUUAUCAGAGACGGUGCAACAAGUCUGUCUCCCGUGCUGGCGACUGUGUGUGGUCGGAAUCCUCAAGGUCCGUUCCACUCAACAGGAGACUCCAUGUUCAUCCAUUUCUCUUCAGACAGCGUCAUGAAUGGCCACGGAUUCAAUGCCUCCUACUCCAAAGGUUGUGGGGGCUUUCUGCAUGUAAAUAGAGGAACGGUCAGCAGUCCCCACUAUCCGCAGAACUACCUGUCUGGUCUGGACUGCCGCUGGCACGUGAUGGUCACACCCGGCUUUAAAGUGUCCGUAAAUUUCCUAAGACCCUUCCAGAUUCAGGGAUAUGGAACCGGAUGUAGCUCAGGAGACUACCUGGAGGUCAGAAAUGGUCCAGAUGACUCAUCUCCACUACUUGGAGAACGGAUCUGUGGUUCAAGCCCCCCGUCAAUGAUCCAGACCACUGAUAGCGACAUGUAUAUCAAAUUUGUAUCUGAUGCCACAUGUGGAGGCUUCAUUGAGCUUAAUGAUAACGACCCACCGGGUUACAUUACCUCACCUAACUAUCCUCAGAAUUAUCCUCAAAAUAUUGACUGUGUCUGGGUGAUAACCGUUCCAAAUGGAGAAGCUGUCCAAAUUGAUUUUGAGGAUGAAUUUUACAUUGAACAAACAGCAAGUUGUGCAUAUGAUUACUUGGAAUUGCGUGAUGGCUCAACAUCCAAUUCUGAUGCAAUUGCGAGGCUAUGUGGCAGCACCAGACCAUCGACCCAGCAUUCAACACAGUCCGCCAUGUUUCUUAGAUUCCGCACUGACCAUAGUGUUACUCAUAAAGGAUUUAAGGCAAAGUACUCCAUAGCAACAUGUGGAGGAACCUAUAUUGGUCAAAUGGGAACAAUCCACAGUCCUGGCUUCCCUGAUUCUAGCUAUCCUGAUGGCAGCAACUGUGAGUGGUACCUUGAGGGGCCCACUGGACAUUAUCUAACCAUAAGCUUUGACAGUUUCAGCCUGCAAACAACUCCAGGGUGCUCUGCUGACUUUGUGGAGAUCAGAGAGUAUAAUGCCUCUGGACGACUUUUGGGCCGACACUGUGGCAGUAAUCUACCACCUUCCGUGGACACUUCUGACAGUUUUGCUUAUGUCAAAUUUGUGACUGACUUAAGUGGAAAUGCAGCUGGAUUCAGUCUAUCAUUUGAGGCCAGUAUUGAAGCUUGUGGAGGGCAACUGAAUGCCCCAUCAGGGACCAUCUCCUCUCCCAAUUACCCCAAUUUAUAUCCUCACAGUCGAGUGUGUCACUGGGAGGUGGUGGUGGCUCCAGACCGUAAGGUUACUCUCACCAUCAAUGACCUCCGGCUGGAAGGUUCCAGUGGUGCCUGUGUGUUUGACUACCUUGAUAUAUACAACGGAUUAGCGGAGGAUGCUCCUCGCUUACAUCGACUAUGUGGUACAGUCCCAGCAGGCACUCAAGUGCGUUCCUCUGGAAACACAAUGUCCAUUGUGUUCUACACAGAUGCUUCUGUAUCCAGUGGUGGCUUCAUGGCCUCUUACGUCUCUGAUGAGCCUGCAGAUUGCGGGGGAGUCCUUAACAACCCAGCCGGUGGGAACUUCAGUUCCCCAGGCUAUCUUGUGUCCAAUUACAGUGACAACCUCAAUUGUGAGUGGACGAUUCAAAACCCACAUCAUAUAAACUCCUCUAUCGUGGUGCUUAUUGAAGACUUGCACCUGGAGAACCAUCAGACGUGUGACUCAGACUAUCUCCAGUUCCGCUUUGGUGAUUCUGAUGGAGAACUUUUGGCCAAGUUUUGUGGACAGACCACGCCUCCAGUUCCAAUUGUGGUCUUCACCCCAAACCUGUGGGUUCAUUUUCAGACUGAUUCUUCUCAGGGAGACUUGGGCUUUAAAGCCAAGUACAUGUUCUCAGAAUGUGGAGGCUGGCUGACGGAUGAAGGGGUGUUUUCAAGUCCAAAUUACCCCAAUCCCUAUCCCAGUCCCAGUCGUUGUGCUUGGCUGCUUGAAGCUCCUGUGGGGCACACAAUCGUGUUGACCUUCAGCAACUUCAACCUGGAGCCCCACUCACAAUGUGGCUGGGACUCUGUGACAGUCUUCAAUGGCGCUUCCCCCGGUUCCCCCAUCAUCGGUCAGUACUGUGGUACCACCUCCCCAGGGACCAUCCGCUCAGGCUCCAACAAACUGGCUGUAGUUUUCCUGGCUGACCAUAGUGUGUCCCGAGGUGGAUUUGUAGCCUCGUGGUCUGCUGACUCUUCAGGAUGCGGCGGGAUAAUUCACGCAGAUUCAGGUGUAAUCAAGUCACCAAACUAUCCACAGAACUUCCCAAGCAAUGUAGAGUGUUCCUGGCAGAUCAUUGCCCAUGAGGGAAAUCACUUGGAGAUGAGCUUCAGCAGGGAUUUUGAGAUUCCAGACAAUAGUGGCACCUGUGAAAAUAGUUAUAUCAAGGUGUGGGAAGGUACAACUCAGAAUGCUGAAUCACUGCUGGCCACAGGCUGUGGUUCCACGGCCCCAGGACCAAUCGUUGCUCCUUACAACACAAUCACCAGUCGAUUUCAGGCCACUGGAGCUCAGGGCAAGGGAUUCCAACUUUCCUUCACUACCAGGUGUGGUGCGAACUUCACGGCCUCCAGUGGACGUGUUUCCUCCCCAAAUUACCCAGCUAACUACCCUGACCGAUCCAACUGCAACUACACGAUAGAUGCUGGCGACAAGACUGUGAUCAUCCUCACCUUCCAAGUGUUCCAGUUAGAAGCGCACUCCACGUGUAUUCAUGACGGUCUGAAGAUCUACAACCUACUUACCAGUAGCACCCCUCUUGCUACUCUGUGUGGCACCAGCAUACCGGGGCCUUUUUCCACUUUUGGUCCCAUGCGACUGCAUUUCUACUCUGACUUUUCGGUCAGCAGUCGUGGCUUCAUGGCAGAGUACAGAGCAAUUCCAUGUGGCGGUUUCUUCAACAGCACUAUGGGGACAGUGAGCAGUCCAGCCCUGUCCAUGGCCAACUACCACCAUAACAUAAACUGUACCUACCAUAUAGAAGUCAGGGAAGACAAAGUGGUCGAUUUAAAGUUUAACACCUUCCACCUUGAGGCAUCUUCUUCGUGUCGCUAUGACUAUGUGGCAGUGUAUGAUGGGCAGGACACCUUUGCGCCCCUUCUGGGAAAAUUCUGUGGUACAGCGAUGCCCCCUAAUCUGCGCUCCUCCUCCAACAAGCUAUUCAUCGUGUUCAGGACAGAUGCCUCAGUGAAUGGGAUCGGCUGGAGAGCUGUAUACAGUCAAACACUUGGGCCAGCACAAGGAUGUGGUGGCUAUCUGUCCAUGCCUAUGGGCAUGUUUGGUUCCCCGGAUCCAAACCUGGAUGGACGCUAUGAGCCGGGGAUGGAUUGUGUUUGGACCAUUGAGAUGCCAGUGAACCAGGCCAUAAAUCUCACCUUCAGCUCUUUUGACCUCGAGAGCUCCUCCACCUGCCGCUACGACUAUGUCAAAGUGUAUGAUGGUGACAACAUGAACUUCCCUUUGGUCGGAACAUUUUGUGGCUCCUCUAUCCCUCCUACCUUUGUGUCUGGUGGAAACUUCUUGACGAUUCGUUUUGUCACAGACGGUUCAGUGCAGAGGCAGGGCUUCAACGCUACCUACAGAGCCCUACCAUUGGUUUGCGGUGGGACUCUAAACGCCACCACCGCCAUACAGACCUUGACGUCUCCAUCCUUCCCGAGUGGAUAUCCUCCCUAUACUAACUGUCGUUGGAUUCUGGACGCUCCAUUCCAGGAAACCAUUCAAGUAUCAGUCGAAGUGUUUGUCCUCGCUCCUACCCAAAGUUGUGCGACAAAUUUCUUGGAGAUGAAAGACUGGCCUUUGGGAGAUCAUGGACAGUCGCACAAGUUCUGUGCAGUGGAUGCUCAUCCUCCAGACUUUUACAGUUACAGUAGGACAACCCUGGUGCACUUCAAAUCUGACAUGUUCAUGGAAGGAAAUGGCCUCAGAUUCACUUAUCGAAUUGCCAACUGCAGCCGAACCUAUGAACAAGAAUAUGGCUAUUUCAAAAGCCCUGGCUGGCCAGAUGUUUACCCCCACAAUAGUGACUGCGUCAUCAUCCUGAAGGCACCACAGGGCAGCUACAUCUCGCUCUUCUUCAACAAUUUUGACCUGGAAAGCCACACCAAUUGUCAAUAUGACUAUUUGGAGGUUCGUAAUGGAAGUACAGCAGAAUCCCCGAUGAUUGGACGCUUCUGUGGCAGCAGCCUGCCCAGCCCCAUCUUUCCACAAUCCGGCCUGCUCUACUUACGCUUCAAGAGUGACUUCUCCCACAGCCGAGAUGGUUUCGAUGCCACCUGGACAUCCUCCCCUCACGGUUGUGGUGGUACUUUGUACGGAGACCAUGGCUCAUUCGCAAGCCCCAACUACCCGGGAACUUAUCCGAACGCGACUCAUUGUGAGUGGGGGAUCGUAGCUCCCAGAGGUCGUGUGGUGACUGUCAACUUUUACCAGCUCAGCAUAGAUGACAGAGGAGACUGUCUAAACAACUUCUUGAAGUUGUAUGAUGGCCCUAACAAUUCCUCACUUCCUGUUGGACCUUACUGUGGAAUGGAAACCAACAUUGCUCCGUUUACAGCCUCCUCAAACCAGGUCUACAUAGUUUUCCAAGCACAAUACUCCACAUUGCCAUCAGGAUUUAGACUCACUUGGAAUAGCUGAGAGAAUGCCUUUCUUUUUAUAUUGUCACACACAGAUUUCCAUGUAAAUGUCUGAAUUACAAAAUGUAAACAUGCAAUGUAUAAUUUUAGCUCAAACUAAUUUAAUAAAUGAACAAAUUACAUUUUAAUAAAUACAUUAUUUCAAAGGUG